GCGUCACGUCCCCUUAUUUACCGCGCCACUUCCGUCGUGUUUAGCUAACCAUAACAAACAUGGCGACUUACAGGCAGGUCGGCAGAUUGUUGGGUAUUUCAGCAAGACUUUCUCGUCUUCUUGCUGUCAGUGGGUUUCAGAGCACUGGAUUACACUUGCCUUCACAUACCACAGGAGUUUCAAACAGAUGGCCCUCAAACCCCAUCUGGAUUGUUCCUGGAAGGACCAUGUUUGUGCAGACGCAGGAUACACCAAAUCCAAACAGCAUGAAGUUCCUGCCUGGCCGGACAGUUCUUGAAACAGGAACUAUGAAUUUUGCGGGCCCUCGUGAGGCACACUGCUCACCUCUAGCCAGGCAGCUUUUUAGGAUCGAUGGAGUCAAGAGUGUGUUCCUGGGCCCUGACUUUAUUACCAUCACAAAGGCUGACCCAAAUUUGGAAUGGAAGGUAAUUAAGCCUGAUGUGUUUGCUACCAUUAUGGACUUUUUUACCUCCGGGCUUCCUGUUGUAAACGAGGACAGCCAGCCAAGCCCAGAUACAGCACCGUCAGACGACGACGACGAGGUAGUUGCUAUGAUUAAAGAACUACUAGAGACUCGAAUAAGGCCAACUGUGCAAGAGGACGGGGGAGAUGUUCUAUACCGCGGAUUUGAAGAUGGCAUUGUUAAACUGAAGCUGCAGGGCUCUUGCACCAGUUGCCCCAGUUCAAUUGUGACUUUGAAGAGUGGCAUCCAAAACAUGCUACAGUUUUAUGUACCUGAGGUUGAAUCGGUGGAACAGGUGAAGGAGGAGGAGGAGGCUGCUCAAGUCUGAACCACUGAAAUCAUACACAUUCCUGUCUCUACCAGCUACUGACUUUAAUGCAAGCAAUAGUUGCAAUAAAAUGUGUUUGAUAGCACAGCUGUGUGAAAGAAACAGUCACCAUUAUCAAUUCAGAUGUAAUCUUGUAUGUGUUGUUUCUCAGCUGUUUGUUUUUUUGGGGGUUUUUUGUACAGUGACAGUAUUUAACAAGAAUAGCCCAGUCACAGGAACAGCUGACUGUAAUAAUUUAUUACUCCACAUCUGUCAAGCAAGAAAAGCAGCCUUUUAGUUUUAAAAUCAGUAUAUUAUAUGUGUAUAAAUAAAGUUUGUUAUAAUAUUUUGUGA
Pundamilia nyererei is the source of this 1145-nucleotide messenger RNA. RefSeq names its product NFU1 iron-sulfur cluster scaffold homolog (S. cerevisiae) (gene nfu1). The record is from RefSeq and is a predicted model, not a curated record. Gene Ontology annotation, biological process: iron-sulfur cluster assembly. Bases 60 to 812 code for a protein of 250 amino acids. Gene Ontology annotation, molecular function: iron ion binding; iron-sulfur cluster binding. Gene Ontology annotation, cellular component: mitochondrion. NCBI's taxonomy places the organism in Eukaryota, Metazoa, Chordata, Actinopteri, Cichliformes, Cichlidae. The transcript is spliced from 8 exons.